AAAUUAUUGGGCCCCAACCUAACUGCUGAAUCUGAAGCUCUUGGAAUUUCAUCUGAUACAAAUUCAAGGUUGACAACCAUGGUUCUAACAUGCAGGAUCUUGGGAGCUGAUACAGAGGCCGAGAAGGAUCUAGGUUGCUUUCCAUGUUCCAUCAUGGCGAGACCCGGCUGAAGUUCCUGCCUUGACCUUCUCGUCCACGCUUCGGACGUGUGGAGCAGCCACCAGGGUGGGCUGGUGGCGUUGUCCUCUUGGGCAGUUUCUUGGUCAGCGUCGUGUCUGCUUGAGGGCAGAGGCGCUGGCCACAGGGCCCUGACUCAGACUCAUAUUUUCCCCUCAAGAGGACAGAGCCUUAGCAAAGCCGUCGCAGCUGGCUUUGGGGUAAUGCUGGCCUCCUUAGUUAUGCUGAGCGAUGCAGCCCUCCUGAGGUCAUUCGGAACGCCCGGGAGAGUGGCCACUCCCGCCCCAGAGGGGGAAGGGUGGCCGGUUUCCAAGUCCGGCUUGGUCAGGUGACCGCGGCGCGGCAUACUCAGCGGCAGAAACGGAAGAACAGCGCUCCCGAGGCCGCGGGAGCCUGCAGAGAGGACAGCCGGCCUGCGCCGGGACAUGCGGCCCCAGGAGCUCCCCAGGCUCGCGUUCCCGCUGCUGCUGUUGCUGCUGCUGCCACCGCCGCCGUGCCCUGCCCACAGCGCCACGCGCUUCGACCCCACCUGGGAGUCCCUGGACGCCCGCCAGCUGCCCGCGUGGUUUGACCAGGCCAAGUUCGGCAUCUUCAUCCACUGGGGAGUGUUUUCCGUGCCCAGCUUCGGUAGCGAGUGGUUCUGGUGGUAUUGGCAAAAGGAAAAGAUACCGAAGUAUGUGGAAUUUAUGAAAGAUAAUUACCCUCCUAGUUUCAAAUAUGAAGAUUUUGGACCACUAUUUACAGCAAAAUUUUUUAAUGCCAACCAGUGGGCAGAUAUUUUUCAGGCCUCUGGUGCCAAAUACAUUGUCUUAACUUCCAAACAUCAUGAAGGCUUUACCUUGUGGGGGUCAGAAUAUUCGUGGAACUGGAAUGCCAUAGAUGAGGGGCCCAAGAGGGACAUUGUCAAGGAACUUGAGGUAGCCAUUAGGAACAGAACUGACCUGCGUUUUGGACUGUACUAUUCCCUUUUUGAAUGGUUUCAUCCGCUCUUCCUUGAGGAUGAAUCCAGUUCAUUCCAUAAGCGGCAAUUUCCAGUUUCUAAGACAUUGCCAGAGCUCUAUGAGUUAGUGAACAACUAUCAGCCUGAGGUUCUGUGGUCGGAUGGUGACGGAGGAGCGCCGGAUCAAUACUGGAACAGCACAGGCUUCUUGGCCUGGUUAUAUAAUGAAAGCCCAGUUCGGGGCACAGUAGUCACCAAUGAUCGUUGGGGAGCUGGUAGCAUCUGUAAGCAUGGUGGCUUCUAUACCUGCAGUGAUCGUUAUAACCCAGGACAUCUUUUGCCACAUAAAUGGGAAAACUGCAUGACAAUAGACAAACUGUCCUGGGGCUAUAGGAGGGAAGCUGGAAUCUCUGACUAUCUUACAAUUGAAGAAUUGGUGAAGCAACUUGUAGAGACAGUUUCAUGUGGAGGAAAUCUUUUGAUGAAUAUUGGGCCCACACUAGAUGGCACCAUUUCUGUAGUUUUUGAGGAGCGACUGAGGCAAAUGGGGUCCUGGCUAAAAGUCAAUGGAGAAGCUAUUUAUGAAACCCAUACCUGGCGAUCCCAGAAUGACACUGUCACCCCAGAUGUGUGGUACACAUCCAAGCCUAAAGAAAAAUUAGUCUAUGCCAUUUUUCUUAAAUGGCCCACAUCAGGACAGCUGUUCCUUGGCCAUCCCAAAGCUAUUCUGGGGGCAACAGAGGUGAAACUACUGGGCCAUGGACAGCCACUUAACUGGAUUUCUUUGGAGCAAAAUGGCAUUAUGGUAGAACUGCCACAGCUAACCAUUCAUCAGAUGCCGUGUAAAUGGGGCUGGGCUCUAGCCCUAACUAAUGUGAUCUAAAGUGCAGCAGAGUGGCUGAUGCUGCAAGUUAUGUCUAAGGCUAGGAACUAUCGGGUGUCUAUAAUUGUAGCACAUGGAGAAAGCAAAUGUAAAACUGGAUAAGAAAAUUAUUGUGGCAAUUCAGCCCUUUCCCUUUUUCCCACUAAAUUUUUUCUUAAAUUACCCAUGUAACCAUUUUAACUCUCCAGUGCACUUUGCCAUUAAAGUCUCUUCACAUUGA
Molecule: messenger RNA, 2221 nt
Organism: Pan troglodytes (chimpanzee)
Lineage: Eukaryota; Metazoa; Chordata; Mammalia; Primates; Hominidae
Gene: FUCA2
Product: alpha-L-fucosidase 2
Exons: 7
Coding region: 604-2001 (465 amino acids)
Biological process (GO): fucose metabolic process; glycoside catabolic process
Cellular component (GO): lysosome
Molecular function (GO): alpha-L-fucosidase activity
Source: RefSeq, a predicted model, not a curated record